This is a messenger RNA of Drosophila erecta, 2025 nucleotides long. It is a transcript of the gene Ugt302C1, whose product is annotated as 2-hydroxyacylsphingosine 1-beta-galactosyltransferase. Lineage: Eukaryota; Metazoa; Arthropoda; Insecta; Diptera; Drosophilidae. The record is from RefSeq and is a predicted model, not a curated record. The transcript has 3 exons. The coding region runs from base 175 to 1761 and encodes 528 amino acids. Gene Ontology annotation, molecular function: UDP-glycosyltransferase activity.
UAUAAUUACCUCAUCGCAGUCCCAUGUUAACUCAGUUUAUUGCGAGGCGCCGAGGCGUUCGUACCCCUAUAACAGUAUCGGUUUCACGAUCGUUAGUCGUUAAGAACGCAUUUCCCAACUGGCUACAAUUAGGCCGAAUUAAUUGUUUUUAAUUCGUAGUUUCUGAAACUAACGAUGCAACCAACAGCUGGCCAAACGAGUUUUCUGGCCCUGCUGGUGCUCGGCCUGCUGAGCUGCGUUUCUGCCUACAACUACCUGAUGGUGGUCCAUACCCCCGCCCGAUCCCAUUACCAUGUGGGAUCUGCCCUGGCCAAGGGAUUAGCCGCUGCGGGACAUCAGGUGACCGUUAUCUCACCCUUCAAGCUGAAGAAACCCACCAAAAACAUCAAAGAAGUGCAGGCCAAGAGCAUUCUGACUUCCAUGCAGGGUCGAAUGGCUAACCUUUUGGAAACCUCGAAGAAGCCCAUAGUUAAGCAGAUCGUUAACUUUCAUGAGAUGGGUAUUAAGAUGACCGAACUUCUGUUGAAUGAAACAUCUGUGAAGGAACUGAUGCAAUCCAACCAGACUUUUGACGCCGUCAUAUCCGAGGUGUUCGUGAACGAAGCCCACUUUGGAUUCGCCGAGCACUUCAAGGCUCCGCUUAUAGGACUAGGCACCUUUGGAGCUAUUAUCUGGAACACAGAUCUGGUGGGAUCUCCUUCACCGCCCUCAUAUGUUCCCAGUGCACUGCUUAAGUUCAGUGACCGUAUGUCCCUCGCAGAGCGAGUGGGCAAUCAGGCCUUCCUCACCUACGAGUACAUCUUCCUCAACUACUUCUACCUGCCGCAACAGGAAGUCCUGUACCGCAAGUACUUCCCCAACAAUAAGCAGGACUUUUACGAUAUGCGCAGGAACACGGCCCUAGUUUUGCUCAAUCAACAUGUAUCCCUCAGCUUUCCCCGACCCUACUCACCCAACAUGAUCGAGGUGGGCGGCAUGCACAUCAAUCGAAAUCGCCAGGCGCUGCCGAAGGACAUUCUGGAGUUCAUUGAGGGUGCCGAGCAUGGAGUUAUCUACUUCUCGAUGGGCUCCAAUCUGAAGAGCACAACACUGCCGUUGGACAAGCGCCAGGCGCUGAUCGACACCUUUGCCCAGCUGAAGCAGCGAGUGCUGUGGAAGUUCGAGGACACCGAGCUGCCCGGAAAGCCCGCCAAUGUGUUCAUCUCGGACUGGUUUCCCCAGGACGACAUCCUUGCCCAUGACAAUGUGCUUGCCUUUAUUACGCACGGCGGUCUGCUGAGCACCACGGAGUCCAUUUACCAUCGCAAACCCUUCGUGGGCAUUCCCAUAUUUGGCGAUCAGUUCCUGAACAUGGCUCGUGCCGAGCAGAAUGGUUAUGGAGUGACUGUUCAUUACACGGAAUUAAGUGCUGCCAAACUGUUAGCAGCGAUUCAGAAAAUAAUCAACGAUCCUGAAGCCACCAAGAAGGUGCGCGACAUGUCCGACAGAUAUCGCGAUCAGCCGCAGACUCCAUUGGAGCGAGCCGUUUACUGGGUGGAGCACGUGUCUCGGCACAAGGGUGCCAAGUACUUGAGGAGCGCUUCCCAGGACCUGAACUUCAUUCAAUACCACAAUCUGGACGCCAUGGUGAUACUAUAUGGCGGCAUUAUAUUCGUGCUCUAUUGUAUUUUCCUGCUGAUCCGUUUGGUGUGGCGAUUCCUGCAGGAAUUGUUCGUGAAGAAGGAGAGUCCCAAGCCAAAGCAGAAAGCCAAACAAAAUUAAGCUCAAGUGAUAAAUAAGUUUAGUAUCCACAGUUUAAAUUAGGGUGCUUAAAAACAAAUUUAAUUUUAACUGGCAAGAACAGAGAAAUUAUUAUUUAAGGUAGUGAAUGAAUAAAAUAGGUAUAGAGUUUCAUAGAAACUCCUUCCUAUUUUCAAUUCAAUUUCAAAGUUAAAACAGUGCAAUUUUCUUAUCGUAUUCCUAUUGUAAUUGUCUGUAAUGAAAUCGACAAAAAUAUAUUUGGUAUGUACGGAUUUUUCCAUAAAC